GUAUCAAACUUGCUCAAACAAUGGGCUGGUGGCUGGUUUCCAGAGUCAGUAUUUUCCAUCUGUGCUUGACCGUGAAUGGCAAUUUUACUGCUGCCGCUACAGCCGGAGAUGCCCGUACUCAUGCUGGUUAACGACAGAAUAUCCAGGACACUAUGGAGAAGAUAUGGACAUGAUGAUGUACACCUAUGACCAUUACAUCCGCGGGGCAACCACAACGUUCUCUGCUGUGGACAGGGAUCGCCAGUGGAAAUUCAUUGUCUGCAGGAUGACAGAGUAUGACUGCCCAUUUCAAAAUGUUUAAAAAGAUCGAGUGUCCCAACUUGGAAAGCCUGGGGAUGAACGGGGUGGGAUGAGGGUCAGUGAUUAUGGGAGAAGGACAAUUAGGCUCACAAGCAAAGUACCAAGACUCAUCAGCUGUCUGCUGAAGAUACAAUUGUUUCCCCCUGGAGCGAGUAAAUAAAUUUCCAGCCCACGUGCUUGCAACAGCAGUUUUGGAGGAUUCCUUCAAGCUGCACUGGCAGUUGCAUCCCCCAACUAAAACUGCUUACGACAUUCACGUUUAUGAUACACAAGUUUAUGGCAUAUGCAGUUACCUUUUGUAUAUAUUCAUAUAGCCAUUCUGAACACAUA
This is a messenger RNA of Eurypyga helias (sunbittern), 630 nucleotides long. Its product is annotated as dermatopontin-like. NCBI's taxonomy places the organism in Eukaryota, Metazoa, Chordata, Aves, Eurypygiformes, Eurypygidae. The annotation marks the transcript as partial. The record is from RefSeq and is a predicted model, not a curated record. Gene Ontology annotation, molecular function: extracellular matrix structural constituent. Gene Ontology annotation, cellular component: extracellular matrix. The transcript is spliced from 3 exons. Gene Ontology annotation, biological process: collagen fibril organization.